UGAGUGUUCUGCAUUAUAAAUUGUAAUUCCACAUGUAAAUUCAGGGUUGUUGAUGAGCGAAAUUUACUGAGAAUGCUAAGGGAUAAAUUGGGAUAAAAGUGCGAAGGGUAGAUGUGAAGAACGUUAAUACACCCGUUUGCAUAUACGGGUAUUAAUUCUGCAUAGGAUUCCAACAUCGGCGAGGCAUUGGUGCACGGUGUAUAAUUAACAUUCAACACAUUUUAAGAUUUAAUUAUAAUUUAUUUUCCAGAUUUAACCCUAGAUUUAACUGCUUCAGAGGCAAUUCGACACGAAGGUGUAAGUGACCUGAAUCGUAACCGAAACUUAUUUUUUCAUCUUACACAUCAGAUCAGGAUUUCUUAUUUUAAGUAAAAACAAACAAAAUUUUAUUUGUUCUGAACUUCCAAUUUAAUUCUUUAACUUUCUCAACUGAUUUAACUUUAUUCACUGAUUUAACCUCAUUUGCUUUAAUCCAGUUAUGGUGUUAAAAAUGAACUCAGCUUUAAUCUUCUUCUUUCUCUUUUUCAAGGCUGCAGAGUCGCAUAAAUACCGAGUUAACUUUCUCGGACCCUCAAAAAAGUCUUCUUUCGUCGAAAAAAGCAAUGUUGAAAAGUUGACUAAGGUCUUGAGAGAAGACUUGAAUUCCAAGGUCGACGAAGUUGUUGAUUUGAUAGCAACUGAUUUGGAACGUGAAUUACUGAAAAAUGGACUAACUAACCUUUCUCUUAUGCAACAAUCCGACGUCAAGGGUUUUGGUAGUAAGGCAAAGGAAAUAAUUAAGAAAACACUGGUUGGUGUCAUGAGAUCCUUGCUUCCGGUGUUUGAAAGAUGGAUCCACGACUCAGUUCAGCCUCCAGUUGUCGACAAACACGUCUACGGCGUCCUGAUCCACCCAAUUGGCUACAGAAUCUGCGAACAAAUCCACGAGAAGCUCAAAAUCAGUGAGCCUAACCCAUGGAAGGACGAUGAAAUAGAAGAAGAGGAGGAGCCAGAAGAGGAGCAAGAUGAAGGAGAUUCAGUAUCCGACGAGGCUAUUGAUCAACUCUUAACCAUGUAAUCUCAUUUAUACUCU
Molecule: messenger RNA, 1072 nt
Organism: Theileria parva strain Muguga
Lineage: Eukaryota; Apicomplexa; Aconoidasida; Piroplasmida; Theileriidae
Exons: 2
Coding region: 479-1057 (192 amino acids)
Source: RefSeq, a predicted model, not a curated record